UUGUGUUGUUCAUCUCUUUUCCUUUUAGGAUUCUCUCCCUGAAGCCCGGAUGGAAGUGCUCACAUUUCCUGACUCCCACCAUGGUCUCAGAAGACAGAAGAGAGACUGGGUUAUCCCUCCCAUCAGCUGCCCAGAAAAUGAGAAAGGCCCGUUUCCUAAGAAACUGGUCCAGAUCAAGUCUAACAGAGACAAAGAGACACAGGUUUUCUACAGCAUCACUGGCCAAGGAGCUGACGCACCCCCCGUCGGUGUGUUUAUUAUUGAAAGGGAGACAGGAUGGCUCAAGGUGACGCAGCCUCUGGAUAGAGAAGCAAUUGCCAAGUACACACUCCUCUCUCACGCUGUGUCUUCCAACGGGAAUGCAAUUGAGGAUCCGAUGGAGAUUGUGAUCACAGUGACAGAUCAGAAUGACAACAGGCCUGAGUUCAUCCAGGCGGUCUUUGAGGGGUCUGUCCUGGAAGGUGCUCUCCCAGGAACCUCCGUGAUGCAGGUCUCAGCCACGGACGCGGACGACGAAGUGAACACCUACAACGCUGCCAUCGCUUACAGGAUCAUCAGCCAAGAGCCUAAACAGCCUCAUUUGCAAAUGUUCGCCAUCAACAGGGACACAGGAGUCAUCAGUGUGCUCACUACCGGGCUGGACCGUGAGAAGUUUCCCAACUACUCUCUGGUGAUUGAAGCUGCUGACCUUCAAGGUGACGGCUUAAGCACAACUGCGAAAGCUGUGAUCACGGUCCUUGACAUCAACGACAACCCUCCGGAAUUUGACCCAACCACGUACCAGGGGCAGGUUCCUGAGAAUGAGGCUGAUGCCGUCAUCGCUACGCUCAAAGUGACUGAUGCCGACCUCCCCAGAACCCCGGCGUGGGACGCCGUGUACACUGUAAUAAAUAACGACGGCCAGUUUGUUGUCACCACAGACCCAGUAACCAACGAUGGCAUUUUGAAAACGGCUAAGGUUUGUAUGGUGCUUGGCAAGAUGCAGAAACUGACAGCCCAGCCAGCUGCCUACUCCCUUGUCCCUGGAACCUCCGUGAUGCAGGUCACAGCCACGGACGCGGACGACGAAGUGAACACCUACAACGCUGCCAUCGCUUACAGGAUCAUCAGCCAAGAGCCUAAACAGCCUCAUUUGCAAAUGUUCGCCAUCAACAGGGACAGAGGAGUCAUCAGUGUGCUCACUACCGGGCUGGACCGUGAGAAGUUUCCCAACUACUCUCUGGUGAUUGAAGCUGCUGACCUUCAAGGUGACGGCUUAAGCACAACUGCGAAAGCUGUGAUCACGGUCCUUGACAUCAACGACAACCCUCCGGAAUUUGACCCAACCACGUACCAGGGGCAGGUUCCUGAGAAUGAGGCUGAUGCCGUCAUCGCUACGCUCAAAGUGACUGAUGCCGACCUCCCCAGAACCCCGGCGUGGGACGCCGUGUACACUGUAAUAAAUAACGACGGCCAGUUUGUUGUCACCACAGACCCAGUAACCAACGAUGGCAUUUUGAAAACGGCUAAGGGCUUAGAUUUUGAGGCCAAGCAGCAGUACAUUCUCUACGUGACAGUGAAGAAUGUGGACCCCUUUGAAGUCGCUCUGUCUACUUCCACAGCCACGGUCACUGUGGAUGUGAUGGAUGUGAACGAAGCCCCCAUCUUCAUGCCUCCCCAAAAGAGAGUGGAGGUGCCCGAAGACUUUCCAGUGGGACAGGAAAUCACAUCGUAUACUGCCCAGGAUCCGGACAAGUUCAUGGACCAGAAGAUAACGUAUCGGAUUUGGCGGGAUACUGCCAACUGGCUGGAGAUUAAUCCGGACACCGGUGCCAUUUCCACCCGGGCUGAGAUGGACAGAGAGGACGUUGAUCACGUGAAGAACAGCACAUACACGGCCCUCAUUAUAGCUACUGACAAUGGUUCUCCACUUGCUACUGGAACUGGAACCCUUCUCCUGGUCCUCUCCGAUGUGAAUGACAAUGCCCCUGUACCAGAACCUCGAAGUUUGGAAUUCUGCCAGAGGGAUCCACAGCCUCACAUCAUCAACAUCAUUGAUCCAGAUCUUCCCCCCAACACAUCGCCUUUCACAGCAGAACUAACUCACGGGGCAAGUGUCAACUGGACCAUUGAGUACAAUGACCCAGAACAUGAAUCUCUCAUUUUGAAACCAAAGAAAACCCUAGAGUUGGGUGACUACAAAAUAAACCUCAGGCUGGAAGAUAACCAGAACAAAGACCAGGUGACCACCUUAGAAGUGUAUGUGUGUGACUGCGAAGGGGCUGUCAGCAGCUGUAAGAGGAACGCACCCAUUGUCGAAGGUGGAUUGCAGCUUCCUGCCAUCCUGGGGAUUCUUGGAGGCAUCCUUGCUUUGCUAAUCCUGAUUCUGCUGCUGCUGCUGUUUGUCCGGAGGAAGCGGGUGGUCAAAGAGCCCUUACUGCCCCCAGAAGAUGACACCCGGGACAACGUGUAUUACUAUGAUGAAGAAGGAGGUGGAGAAGAGGACCAGGACUUUGACCUGAGCCAGUUGCACAGGGGCCUGGAUGCUCGGCCGGAAGUGACUCGCAAUGAUGUGGCGCCGACCCUCCUGACUAUGCCCCAGUAUCGGCCCCGCCCUGCCAAUCCCGAUGAAAUUGGAAACUUCAUUGAUGAAAAUUUGAAGGCGGCCGACAGCGACCCCACGGCUCCCCCUUACGACUCUCUGCUCGUGUUUGAUUACGAAGGAAGUGGUUCCGAAGCUGCUAGUCUGAGCUCCCUGAACUCCUCGGAGUCAGACCGAGACCAGGACUAUGACUACCUGAAUGAAUGGGGCAAUCGCUUCAAGAAGCUGGCAGAUAUGUAUGGAGGUGGCGUGGAUGAUUAGGGGACUCAAGGCCGAUGAGGAGAGAGAUGGGUCCCUAUACCCGUGUGCUGGGAAAUGUAGGAAUAAUUUUUCUGGAGGUCUUUCAGCUCCCCUUAUGUGAGAUGAAUAUCUGGGGAAGAGAGACGGAUCAGUGGUGCCGCUAGGGUAGUUAUAAUUUCCACUUUGUAGAUCUAAUCUGUGUGUUAGAAAGAUUUUGACUUAUUCCUUGAGUCCUCUCUUUCUCUCAUCACUCUUUACAAGCUUGCAACUUGCAGAUUUUUUUUUAAGGGCGUUGUCUCAUUUUUAAAAGGAAGGGGUGGGGUUGAAUGCCCUAUUGUUUUUAUAUACAUUAAAUUUAAUUUUUAAUUUUUUUUUAUCCUAUCCCUGCUCGGGUGUCUCAUGUACCAGUAUCCACUCUCACUCCUCAAUCUACGUUACCCAAGACAGGACUUCUGUGAGGCAGAAACUAUUGGGCCCUUUUAGGGUAAGAGGCUGUGUCUUAGUCUGGCCAUAUUGUGACUGGGUAUUGUAUACUCUUCAGGUCUUAAACAGUUUUCUUUUUUCAUCUCCUAAGUGUGUAACUUGAAAUGGACAUCUACCCAUUUACUUGUUCUGAGUCAGAAUGUUUGUUAUGUGAAUGUCCUUAUGGGGGUACUUUGGUUCUAAACAAGGAGCCUUGAUCAGAAACAACAAUGAGUUUUCAGGUGCCACUUAACUUUUUAUGUUUAUCACAAAAACUUAAAAGAGCCCGAUGUACUUGGAGACUCGGAACAGUGCCGAAAGUGUGGCAGCCAAAGAGAGAAGAUGGCUUUUCACAGCUGAUGGGAAACAUGAGAAGUGGGCUUGGAGAUGGCAGGAGAAAUUGUCGCGGAGCCUGGCGAUUUAGCAAACUGAGGCUGAGAAUGGUGGACAUGGCUUUACCUCUAGCCCUGAAAAUUCUGGAAAAAAUGGGAAGAAUCUCAACAUGUGUUUCCUACCCAGAUCUCAAGACCAUGGUCCAUAGAAUCCCCAAGUGCUUGCUUCUGUUGAUGUCCACAGGAAGUAGUGGCUGAUCUGGACACACAUGCCCCCAAAUCCGAGAAAACAGAAUAUUAGGAACUCCAAUUUUUUUCCUGGGGGGUAAGGAGAACCUCGAUUGAGAUAUUCUUUUAGUUGAGACUAUCAAAAACAUUUGACAACCACAGAAAAUUGCUUACUGUCCAUCAACUGUUUUUCGAAGGAAAAAAUCAUCCUUGCAACCA
Messenger RNA from Myotis brandtii (Brandt's bat), 4062 nucleotides. RefSeq names its product cadherin 1, type 1 (gene CDH1). Gene Ontology annotation, molecular function: calcium ion binding; cadherin binding. Bases 50 to 2842 code for a protein of 930 amino acids. NCBI's taxonomy places the organism in Eukaryota, Metazoa, Chordata, Mammalia, Chiroptera, Vespertilionidae. Gene Ontology annotation, biological process: cell-cell junction assembly; homophilic cell-cell adhesion; adherens junction organization. The record is from RefSeq and is a predicted model, not a curated record. Gene Ontology annotation, cellular component: catenin complex; adherens junction; plasma membrane. The transcript has 16 exons.